Molecule: messenger RNA, 3043 nt
Organism: Cyclopterus lumpus (lumpfish)
Lineage: Eukaryota; Metazoa; Chordata; Actinopteri; Perciformes; Cyclopteridae
Gene: lpla
Product: lipoprotein lipase
Exons: 10
Coding region: 149-1699 (516 amino acids)
Biological process (GO): lipid metabolic process
Molecular function (GO): apolipoprotein binding; lipoprotein lipase activity
Source: RefSeq, a predicted model, not a curated record
GACAGACCAUAAGCAACUUUACUCCUAAACCGCAACUCCAUACCACUUUGUGUUUUGAAUCAUACGCUUGGAUAUACAGCCGGUCCGCCGACACCCAGAGCACUUUUAAUUCAGAAUAUUUAAGAAGAAAAAAACACAUCUCAAUAAUAUGGGAAAAGAAAAUAUCUUUUUUUUGUCUGUUUGGAUAAUUUUGGGAAACAUCUUUGCAACUUUUUCUUCUGACCCUGAACUCACCACCACCACUGUGUUUGUAAACAGCACAGUCACCGGUACUCCCCUGGCGACCACUUCUGAAUGGAUCACAGACUACACUGACAUCGUGACCAAGUUCUCCCUGCGCACCGUCGACAUCCCAGAUGAGGAUAUGUGCCACAUCGUGGCCGGCAGGCCAGAAACCAUCAAAGAGUGUCAAUUCAACUCCGAGACACAGACCUUCGUUGUGAUACAUGGCUGGACGGUGACCGGGAUGUUUGAGAGCUGGGUGCCCAAACUGGUGUCUGCUCUCUACGAGCGUGUGCCCAGUGCCAAUGUGAUCGUGGUGGACUGGCUGACCCGCGCCAACCAGCACUACCCGACCUCUGCAGCCUACACCAAACUAGUGGGCCGCGACGUGGCCAAGUUCGUUACGUGGAUACAAAAAGAGCUGCAGUUGCCCUGGGACAGGCUUCAUCUGCUGGGCUACAGUCUGGGAGCACACGUGGCUGGAAUUGCCGGAGACCUCACAGACCAUAAAAUCAGCAGGAUAACGGGCCUGGAUCCUGCUGGUCCCACCUUUGAGAACGCGGACAACCAGUUCACCCUGUCCCGAGACGAUGCCCAGUUUGUGGACGUCCUGCACACCAACACCAGGGGCUCCCCAGACCGCAGCAUCGGCAUCCAGAGACCCGUAGGCCACAUUGACAUUUACCCCAACGGAGGCACUUUCCAGCCUGGCUGCGACAUCCAGAAUACACUGAUGGGGAUCGCAUUAGAAGGCAUCAAGGGCCUCCAAAAUAUGGACCAGCUCAUCAAAUGUUCCCACGAGCGCUCCAUCCACCUGUUCAUCGACUCGCUGCUGAACACCCAGCAGCAGAGCCUGGCCUACCGCUGCAACUCCAGAGAGGCCUUCAACAAGGGCAUGUGCCUCAGCUGCAGGAAGAACCGCUGCAACAAGCUGGGCUACAACAUCAACAAGGUCCGCAUGUCCCGCAGUACCAAGAUGUACCUCAAGACUCGUGAUAUGAUGCCAUACAAAGUUUUCCACUAUCAAGUCAAGGUGCAUUUCUUCAGCAACGACCAACUGAGCUUCACCGAGCAGCCAAUGAAGAUUUCUCUGUAUGGAACCCACGGAGAGAAGGAGGACAUUUCCUUCGUAAUGCCGGUCAUGAAAGGUAACACCACUUUGUCGUUCCUCAUCACCACCGAUGUGGAUAUUGGAGACCUGAUGAUCGUGAAGCUGCGCUGGGAGAAGGACACAAUCAUCAGCUGGUCAGACUGGUGGGGCAGCAGCAAGUUCCACAUCAGAAAACUGCGCAUCAAGUCCGGGGAGACCCAGUCCAAGGUGAUCUUCAGCGCAAAGGAAGGAGAGUUUGCCUACCUCGUCAGGGGCGGAGAAGAUGGAGUCUUUGUCAAGUCAAAAGAAGACAACAUGAACCGUAAAGAGAAAUUGAUGCACAAGCUGAAAAUGCAGGGCAGUCUUUUUGGGCAGAACACCGCUUGAAGUUGCACUUGAACACACAUCAUGCGCAGCAUCCAUCUCUACACACAGAGCCAAAGAUGGACCGCACACAGCAACACUGGGAAAGCCAUACCAAGCAACUAGACAUAUACUGAAUGCUGCCUUCUUUUUCAUUCUUCUAAAUCGUCCUCCUGUUGUGCCUCAUGACUUUAACCAACACAACCUCAUCCACAGUGCUGGAAAUCCGUCUGCUCACAAACUCUGUCCUGUCUCUUCGCAUAUUCUGCUGCUGAAACAUGUUACAGGUUUCUUCGUGAUGAUGUGCUCACAUACAACAAAUGUACACUUUCAGUCGCAUUCGCUGCAUACCUUUGUAAUCCUUUGUUUAUGCUUCUGUAGCCUAUGUAUAUAUAUAUAGGGUUCAUACUGAUUUUAAUGUACUUUUAACCCCUGAAGUGGUGUUUUCUUUGCCUUUGUGAACUUGGAUUAUUGUUGAUGUGUAAAUGAUUCAGAGUGAUAGGCAUAAUUUAGGCACAUCUUUUUGUUUGUUUUUUUGUUUCUUAAAUGUGCAAAAUGAUAAUUUUGUCUCUAAUGUUUUUCUUUACUGAACCACUAAUUACGAACAAUCGACCGAGACCAAAGAAGUAUUCACUAUCUACUGAACGGAGAAUCACAGCGGUCUUUGUAAAUACAUUUUUGAAUCAGUAUUAUAUCUAUAUAUAUAUAUAUAUAUAUAUAUAUAUAUAUAUAUAUGUAUAUAUAUAUAUGUAUAUGUAUAUAUAUAUAUAUAUAUAUAUAUAUAUAUAUAUAUAUAUAUAUAUAUUUUAAAUAUGAGUAAUGCGUUAACAUCUGAUCUCUUGAAGCCGUUCUUGUUCUUUGAUUGUAUUUUGGUUAUUAUGUCACUGGUCACUUUAGAUGCAGCCAUUUAGAUGUCAAAGGUCAUUGAGAUCGCGGUCCAAUUCAUUUGGGUAUUUCUUUCCUGAAAUUCAACUGAGGUCACUUUUAAAUCCAGUAAUGACUAGGUGCUCCUUAAUUACUUUAUGCAUGGGCCAACAGUGUUUCACCUGCAGUAGUUUAUCUCAUUGACAUAACUCUGUCUUCAAAGUGCCUUUAUUUUGAAAAGGUCAAAUUUCACUUUUUAAAAUUGCUUAAAAUAAAUAUUCAAUACCUGAUAAUUGGUGAUGGACUGGCCUACAUGUUAACCAUAAUACCCCUCAAGAAUACUUCAUAUUGUAUUUAUUGAAUGUACAUUUAUAUAUUUGUAUAUUAAGCUGUAAUAUAUUUUGGGAGGCUUCCAUUGUCAUCUGUAUUUUCUUUUUUAUAAAUGAAGCAUUUUGUCAUUUUAUGCACUAGGCUUUGGAAAGAUCAAUUAAAUUCGUCUCCAUG